Messenger RNA from Elephantulus edwardii (Cape elephant shrew), 1113 nucleotides. RefSeq names its product Ras association (RalGDS/AF-6) domain family member 6 (gene RASSF6). Gene Ontology annotation, biological process: signal transduction. The record is from RefSeq and is a predicted model, not a curated record. Bases 1 to 1113 code for a protein of 370 amino acids. The transcript has 11 exons. NCBI's taxonomy places the organism in Eukaryota, Metazoa, Chordata, Mammalia, Macroscelidea, Macroscelididae.
AUGCUCAGGGACCAGUCCAGUGCUGCCCCUCCUCUAGUGCUGGGUUCAGACCUUGCGUACAGGGCAUACUUGGACAAUCUCAAAAAGGAGAGAAAAAUGGCUAUGAUGGUUCCACAGACCCAUUCUUGGAUCUUCAUCAAUGAGAAGAACUUCAUUACCAGUGAACAGCUUAAUUCUUUACUACAGACCUACAACAUUUUUUAUGGGGACCAGAAAAACCUGCAUAUUUUAUGCACACAGACCGGGGAUGGUCAACUAAUUGUUGAAGGAAUGUUGGACAUUUUCUGGGGAGUAAGACGGCCAAUACAGCUGAAAAUACAAGAUGAGAAGCAAAUCCCUUCAUACACACCAAUGAAGUCACCAGACAUCUUUUCCCACAGAGGGGGAAUGACACGCUGGGGAGAAUUCGAUGAUCUUUAUCAUAUAAGCAAUCUAGAAAGAAAUGAGAUUCCUGUGCCUGAAGCAAAGAACUUCAAAGAAGAUUAUUUAUUUUGUCACAGCAGCACCCUGAAGCUUCACACAGAUGAAGAACCAGAAUCCCCACUACUCUAUAGAACCAUGAGUGAAGCAGCCUUAGUUAGAAAAAGGAUGAGCCCUCAUACGAUGGACAAAAAAGACAGACACAGCCAUAGAGCCUCUAUUAAUGGACAUUUCUACAACUAUGAGACAUCAAUUUUUACUCCAGCCUUUGAAUCAGAAACUAAAGUCAGAGUAAACAGUAACAUGAGAACUGAAGAAGUAAUAAAGCAACUUCUCAAAAAAUUCAAGAUUGAAAAUAAUCCUCAGGAUUUUGCCCUUUACCUUGUGUUUUCAACAGGAGAGCAGAAACGACUCAAGAAGACAGACAUUCCCCUACUGCAGAGGCUCCUACAGGGACCUUCCACAAAGCAUGCACGCAUUUUUCUUAUGAAUAAAGAUGAGGAAGAAAUUAGCAGUGAUGUGGCUCAGUACAUUAACUUUCAGUUUUGUUUCCUGGAAACCAUUCUUCAAAGAUUAAAUGAAGAAGAGAAAAGAGAGAUACAAAGAAUAAUAAAUAAAUUCAGGACAGAAAAGGCCAUUAUACUGAAACAUAUUCAAAGUAAGCGAGUAGUAAAAACAGAGACGACAGUUUAG